Molecule: messenger RNA, 1129 nt
Organism: Tetranychus urticae (two-spotted spider mite)
Lineage: Eukaryota; Metazoa; Arthropoda; Arachnida; Trombidiformes; Tetranychidae
Source: RefSeq, a predicted model, not a curated record
UGUUUAAAAAGCAAGAGUCAUUUAUUUAAAUACGCGGUUUACGUUAAUCUUCUUAAAUUUAUUGUCAAUUUAACCAUUGCUUGUUUAUUUUGGUUUUACUCUUUUUAAUAACACAUAACAUUGAAGUUGUAUUUAUUUUUAUUUAUUUAUAUCAAGUGUGGCUACUAUUAUUGAAUAAGAAAAAACAUGUCUAGUGAUUGUGGUCCUCGGUAUCUUCGUGUUAAACGGAAAGCUGAUGAAGAUCCUUGCUACUCUUCAAGACAAUACAAGAGGUGUAAGUUUAUUGCAUCCGUGAAGACUACUCAAUUACAAGAUGUUCUUAAGGUAAUCAACAAUCAGAGCAUCCAGGAUUCUGAUAUUAUUGAUGUAAAUCAAACAGUUGUAGAAGAAGAUCCCCAAUUACACGAAGAGGAAGAGCCAACCUUUAGAGGCUAUGUUUAUGACAUUUAUUGUCUACAAGAUUUGGAUAACAACUUGUACAGUGUAGAUGAGGAAGAUGAAGAAUCAGACAGUGAUUCAAAUGACGAAAAUAAUCCACGAAACGACUAUCCCGAUGAAGAAAGCUAUGAUUAUUCUGAAAUCAAUUUUUACAGGGACUGGGAAGAUGAAGAGGAUUACAAAUUAAGAGAAAAUUUCGAUGACUUUACGGUAAGAGGCAGAGAUGUGGAUGGCUCAUCAAGUGAGGAUUCACUUUCUAGGAACUGUGACGAUGAACCAGAAGAUGAAGAUGAUUUCGAUCCUGAUAAAAUUGAUGUUCCUUUCACUAAAUCUUUGAACAGAGCUUGAAGAGAAAAUCGUUAUCAAAAUCACGAUCAUCCUUCAUCAUAAUAAUUAUCAUAAUGUAUUUUCCCAAUUAAUUCUUCAUUUUUUCACUCAUUCAGUGGAGAUUGUUGUGGUUGCAAACAAGAAAUCAGCUUAGAGCUAUCAUUCCAUGCUAUAUUCUUCAUCUACAUUUUCCUUCUCCUCAAUCACAAAUUUGUCAAUUUAUUUAAAAUAUAAAGGCUCUUCCGAUUUAUAAAUCUGAAUAGUAUCAUUUAUGUAUGUGAUGCGAUGCUCAUUGUUAUAUCAAAUCAAAUUAAGACAUUUGUAUCUUGGUCCAGCAACAUUAAAGCCCAUGGAGAUAAUCUCA